Molecule: messenger RNA, 1662 nt
Organism: Aspergillus terreus NIH2624
Lineage: Eukaryota; Fungi; Ascomycota; Eurotiomycetes; Eurotiales; Aspergillaceae
Product: glucose-6-phosphate isomerase
Exons: 1
Coding region: 1-1662 (553 amino acids)
Biological process (GO): gluconeogenesis; glucose 6-phosphate metabolic process; glycolytic process
Cellular component (GO): cytosol
Molecular function (GO): carbohydrate derivative binding; monosaccharide binding; glucose-6-phosphate isomerase activity
Source: RefSeq, a predicted model, not a curated record
AUGCCCGGUUUCUCGCAGGCCACCGAGCUCUCCGCCUGGAAGGAGCUCCAGGAGCACCACCAGGCCGUCGGUAACAACAUCGUCCUCAAGGAUGCCUUCCAGAAGGACCCUCAGCGUUUCGAGCGCUUCAGCCGCACCUUUUCCAACUCGGCCGACAACUCCGAAAUCCUCUUCGACUUCUCCAAGAACUUCCUGACCGAGGAGACCUUCGCCCUGCUGGUCAAGCUCGCCAAGGAGGCCAACCUGGAGGAGCUGCGUGAUGCCAUGUUCAAGGGGGAGCACAUCAACUUCACCGAGGACCGUGCCGUGUACCACGUUGCCCUGCGCAAUGUCACCAAUGAGCCCAUGCAGGUCAACGGCAAGAGCGUCGUCGAGGAGGUCAACUCCGUCCUGGAGCACAUGAAGGAGUUCUCCGAGCAGGUCCGCAGUGGCCAGUGGACCGGCUACACCGGCAAGAAGAUCGACACCAUCAUCAACAUCGGUAUCGGUGGUUCCGAUCUGGGUCCCGUCAUGGUGACCGAGGCUCUGAAGCCCUAUGGCGCCCCCGGCAUGAAGCUCCACUUCGUCUCCAACAUUGACGGCACCCACAUCGCGGAGGCUCUCAAGGACUCGGAUCCCGAGACCACCCUCUUCCUCAUUGCUUCCAAGACCUUCACCACCGCCGAAACUACCACCAACGCCAACACCGCCAAGUCCUGGUUCCUCCAGUCGGCCAAGGACGAGGCCCACAUUGCGAAGCACUUUGUGGCCCUCUCCACCAACGAGGCCGAGGUCACCAAGUUUGGCAUCGACAAGAAGAACAUGUUCGGCUUCGAGUCGUGGGUGGGUGGUCGCUACUCGGUCUGGAGCGCCAUUGGUCUCUCCGUCGCCCUCUACAUCGGCUACGACAACUUCCACCAAUUCCUGGCGGGCGCCAACGCCAUGGACAAGCACUUCCGCGAGACCCCCCUGGAGCAGAACAUCCCCGUCAUCGGUGGUCUGUUGAGCGUGUGGUACAGUGACUUCUUCGGCGCCCAGACGCACCUGGUCGCCCCCUUCGACCAGUACCUGCACCGCUUCCCUGCCUACCUCCAGCAGCUGUCUAUGGAGAGCAACGGCAAGGCUAUCACCCGCUCUGGCGAGUACGUCAAGUACACCACCGGUCCCAUCCUCUUCGGUGAGCCGGCCACCAACGCCCAGCACAGCUUCUUCCAGCUGCUCCACCAGGGCACCAAGCUCAUUCCCUCGGACUUCCUCAUGGCGGCCGAGUCGCACAACCCCGUUGAGGGCGGUAAGCACCAGCGCAUGCUCGCCUCCAACUUCCUCGCGCAGGCGGAGGCUCUCAUGGUCGGCAAGACCCCCGAGCAGGUCAAGACCGAGGGCGCCCCCGACAACCUCGUGCCGCACAAGACCUUCCUCGGCAACCGUCCCACGACUUCCAUUCUGGCCCAGAAGAUCACUCCGGGUACCCUGGGAGCGCUGAUCGCCUACUACGAGCACGUCACCUUCACUGAGGGCGCCAUCUGGAACAUCAAUUCGUUCGACCAGUGGGGUGUCGAGCUGGGCAAGGUGCUGGCCAAGAAGAUUCAGAAGGAGCUGGAGACCUCUGGCGCGGGCGGCGACCACGAUGCGUCGACCAGCGGUCUGCUGCUGGCGUUCAAGAAGAAGGCCAAGCUGGCGUGA